GGGGCGAUCAUCGUGAUCGCGACUGACGUACGUGAUCGAAGGCAUAGGCGAAGAUGAGUGCCAGAGUGUGUGUCACAUCGAGGCAGUUUCGCUCACAAUAGGGAGGUUUUAUUUUGACAGUGCGAUACGCGAGCGGGUAGCGCGAUGUUCAGCACCACGACGCGUCCCUGAGCGAAGCCGAGUAGCGUCGAUUAGCGCGCGUACGUCGCGUAAGAUCAGAAAUAUCGUCGCUCCAGGUCUCAGCCAGUCGGAGACGAGCGGGCGCGCUGUGUGCACCUGCAUGUGUCACUUGUGAGUGCAGUGCGACCAGGGCACGUAGUAGUACCCUACCCUAUCCUACACGCGUAUUCUUACGCACGAGUAAACGCGCGGUGCGCCGUUGUUUGCGACAUUGUUAUUAUUAUUAUUAUUACUAUUGUUAUUAUUAUUAUUAUUGUUGUUGUUGCUGCCACUGCCGUUGCGGUCUUCGUCUUCGUCGUCGUCAUCGUCGCCGCCGCCGCUGUUCCUGUUGCUCCUGUAGCAGACACCGACGACGCUGCCGCUGUCGCCGCUGUUGUUUUCCUCGUACAUCCUCACCACGAGUCACAGUACGUCGCCGGUCGUUGUCGUGGCGGGAGCCCGAUGCGAGGCUGAAGGAAAGAGAGAGACAGAGAGACAGAGCAUCAUCGCCGUCGUCACCGAUGAGUUUGGCCUGCUGUUCGCUGCUGCCUCUCUAACUAAUCGCAAGCGUGUGUGAUGCCCGGGAGCCGCUCCAGCACGGACCCAGAGCACAAGUCACCGCGGGAAAGUGGUGAAGACUCCGAGGAUGAGAGCGAAAUCCUGGAAGAGAGCCCGUGCGGGCGGUGGCUUAAACGCCGGGAAGAGGUAUAUGUAGGUUCAAAAUCUACGUUAGCUGAAGGUUCUAACUUUGGAUCGACAAGAGGAAUUGAAAACGAAGUCACUGAAAUGGAAGUGGAACAGAGAGAUGUUCCUGGAAUUGACUGUGCUUAUCUAGCAAUGGACACAGAGGAGGGUGUGGAAGUAGUGUGGAACGAGGUGCAAUUUUCGGAAAGAAAAAAUUUCAAAGCCCAGGAAGAAAAAAUACAACUCGUUUUUGAGAAUCUCACGCAGUUGGAGCAUCCUAACAUUGUUAAAUUUCAUAGGUAUUGGACAGAUACCCAUAAUGACAAACCCCGAGUUAUAUUUAUAACAGAAUAUAUGUCAUCCGGGUCCCUGAAACAGUUCCUAAAACGAACAAAGCGCAAUGUAAAAAAGUUGCCUCUACAAGCGUGGAAACGGUGGUGUACGCAAAUACUUUCUGCGCUUAGUUAUUUGCAUUCCUGUUCGCCUCCCAUUAUACAUGGAAAUCUUACCUGUGACACUAUAUUUAUUCAACAUAAUGGUCUUGUAAAAAUUGGUUCAGUGGCUCCAGAUGCAAUUCAUCAUCACAUCAAAACAUGUAGGACAAAUAUGAAGAAUACGCAUUUUGUAGCCCCAGAAUAUGGAAAUUCCGUCACACCAGCCAUCGAUAUUUAUUCGUUUGGGAUGUGCGCUCUGGAAAUGGCCGCGCUGGAAAUUCAGGGAAACGGUGAUACGGGUACAAUCGUUACCGAAGAGAACAUCCAGAAGACAAUAGAAUCUUUAGACGAUGUUCAACAAAAAGAUUUUAUUCGUAAAUGUCUUCAGGUGGACCCGCUUAGUAGACCGAGUGCAAGAGAGCUGCUAUUUCAUCCUCUUCUAUUCGAAGUACAUUCUCUCAAGUUGCUCGCAGCGCAUGCCUUGGUCAACUCAGCUACUAACAUUUCGGAAACAAUCACAGACGAAGUGUUACAAAGGCUAUAUGGACCAGACACUGUAGUUGUCGAAGUAAAAUAUCAAGGGAUGUCCCCGCAACAAAUUCGUUUAAGUGAUAUUCCGGUUACGGAAAAAUUAGAAAAAUUUGUUGAAGAUGUAAAGUAUGGAAUAUAUCCAUUGACUGCGUUUAUGGCGAAAUUGCCCCCGCCUGUCCGACCGAGGGCGAUAUCGCCCGAAGUGACAGAAUCGGUUAAAUCGGUUACACCCGAGCCCGUGGACGUGGAGUCUCGAAGAGUAGUUAAUAUGAUGUGUAAUGUUAAGCCUAGAGAAGAUAGUAGUGAAUUACUUAUGACAAUAUUGUUACGAAUGGAUGACAAGAUGAAUAGGCAAUUGACGUGUCCUGUGAGCCAAACAGACACUUCGAUGCUUCUUGCACAGGAACUUGUACAUUUUGGGUUUAUUAAUGAGAACGAUCGUGAUAAAAUAGCCAAUUUAAUCGAAGAGGCAUUGAGGAGAUAUUUCAACAAGCAAAUGGUGACGCCAGGAAUAGUAUCUUUAACUAAUCUUCCUACUCAAACUACUUUAUUGCUGCCCGGUUCGGAAUUCCCAUGUCUGCAACACUUUGACAAUUCCAUGUGCAACGCCACAACAUCCAAUAGUGAUAGUGCAACUAACCUGCUGCCAAAAACCUCAGGUAUAUCCGUGUCAAGUAACAAGACGAAUCAACGUCAUGAUGACGCAGAACCGCCGACAAUCAGCGAGAGCGGCAGUUAACCAUCCAGGAUAACGUCUGAUAACUCAGUUCACUGUGCCACUUUGCACGCUUUAUGUAUAGACUGGCUAUGUAUUUUUAUAUUUAAGUAAACGAAAAGGGAGAAAGAGUGAACGUAAAGG
Messenger RNA from Nylanderia fulva, 2667 nucleotides. It is a transcript of the gene Madm, whose product is annotated as MLF1-adaptor molecule. Gene Ontology annotation, biological process: protein phosphorylation. NCBI's taxonomy places the organism in Eukaryota, Metazoa, Arthropoda, Insecta, Hymenoptera, Formicidae. Gene Ontology annotation, molecular function: ATP binding; protein kinase activity. The record is from RefSeq and is a predicted model, not a curated record.